GAACUGGUCUGAGUGAUUUCGUGUCAGGCAGGCGAAUUUUCCAGCCUUCCACAUAAAGUGUCCAGGCCGCGCGAGGUUAACGUUCAAGAUGCAGAUCUUUGUGAAGACCCUGACUGGCAAGACCAUCACCCUAGAGGUUGAGCCCAGUGACACUAUUGAGAAUGUCAAGGCUAAGAUCCAGGACAAAGAAGGCAUCCCACCUGACCAGCAGAGGCUGAUCUUUGCAGGCAAGCAGCUGGAAGAUGGCCGCACCCUGUCUGACUACAACAUCCAGAAGGAAUCCACUCUCCAUCUUGUGCUGCGUCUGAGAGGUGGUAUGCAGAUCUUUGUGAAGACCCUGACUGGCAAGACCAUCACCCUAGAGGUUGAACCCAGUGACACUAUUGAGAAUGUCAAGGCUAAGAUCCAGGACAAAGAAGGCAUCCCACCUGACCAGCAGAGGCUGAUCUUUGCAGGCAAGCAGCUGGAAGAUGCCCGCACCCUGUCUGACUACAACAUCCAGAAGGAAUCCACUCUCCAUCUUGUGCUGCGUCUGAGAGGUGGUAUGCAGAUCUUUGUGAAGACCCUGACUGGCAAGACCAUCACCCUAGAGGUUGAACCCAGUGACACUAUUGAGAAUGUCAAGGCUAAGAUCCAGGACAAAGAAGGCAUCCCACCUGACCAGCAGAGGCUGAUCUUUGCAGGCAAGCAGCUGGAAGAUGGCCGCACCCUGUCUGACUAUAACAUCCAGAAGGAAUCCACUCUCCAUCUUGUGCUGCGUCUGAGAGGUGGUAUGCAGAUCUUUGUGAAGACCCUGACUGGCAAGACCAUAACCCUAGAGGUUGAACCCAGUGACACUAUUGAGAAUGUCAAGGCUAAGAUCCAGGACAAAGAAGGCAUCCCACCUGACCAGCAGAGGCUGAUCUUUGCAGGCAAGCAGCUGGAAGAUGGCCGCACCCUGUCUGACUACAACAUCCAGAAGGAAUCCACUCUCCACCUUGUGCUGCGUCUGAGGGGUGGCUGUUAGUUAUUGUGGACCUUGCUUUACAUUAUUGCCAUAGCAUUUGUUUUUGCACUGUAGCCCUUUAAUGUCUUAAUAUUGUAAGUUAAAUACAAGUUGCAGAAAAUGCUGAACAGUCUGUGAAUGCUAAUAAAGAUUUUUGUUGCACAUUA
Molecule: messenger RNA, 1152 nt
Organism: Gopherus flavomarginatus (Mexican gopher tortoise)
Lineage: Eukaryota; Metazoa; Chordata; Testudines; Testudinidae
Gene: UBB
Product: ubiquitin B
Biological process (GO): protein ubiquitination; modification-dependent protein catabolic process
Cellular component (GO): cytoplasm; nucleus
Molecular function (GO): protein tag activity; ubiquitin protein ligase binding
Source: RefSeq, a predicted model, not a curated record